This is a messenger RNA of Electrophorus electricus (electric eel), 1620 nucleotides long. RefSeq names its product cilia and flagella associated protein 77 (gene cfap77). The record is from RefSeq and is a predicted model, not a curated record. Lineage: Eukaryota; Metazoa; Chordata; Actinopteri; Gymnotiformes; Gymnotidae.
UGUAACUGGAUCUCGUUGGCUUGCAGUGUUACAGGUGCCCACGAAAACCCUGCCGCAAAUAAGUAAUAUUUUUUAAAUAGUCCUUUUUAAUCGUAAUACUAUUACAGAAACGCAACCAGAUCCUCUAAACAGAGCUAAAGUCGACACACUGGCCAGGAGGCUAAGCAGUAGCUACGAUAGCUAGCGAUACGAUAGGCAGCGCCCUGCGUCCCACCUGCGUCUUAUCUCCAUGGCAACGGAGAAACUAAGACUAAAUCGAGCAGCACGCCGUGACUUUAACGAAGGUUGUUGUGCUGUGUUUUCACACCGACCACUGGCAAAACAGAAGCACCGAGCUACUCAGCGCGGAGAUGGAAACGUCUCAUGUCGGAGUGGUCAGAGACUCAAUGCUGAACAAUCCUCUUUUAAUAAGGCCUCCACUUGGGAAGAGCAAAUCCAGAGGCCUGUCCUGCCCAGGAUCUGAUUUUGUUUAUGGAACGGUGACCACCAUCCAAGAUGGAGGAGUGGCAGAGGCCAUCUCUAGCUGGCACACCCCAUCACUAUCCUCCAGUGUCCCCGCACACCACAGGAAGGCUGUGCGGGACUUUGUAGCUCUUAACCGGGAGGGUGUGAAGUCUGGCUUGGUCACGGCCAAAGAGCUGCAGCAGUACCGCGCCACUCACGACAUUAGACGCCCCGCCGUGCCUAAUGCCGCUGCCCACAGGUCUGCUCCGGCACGACCCCCGCGGGACAUCGGCUUUGGCGUCUCUACGCGGAAUUCUGCCCCUAUUUCGGAGCUGUUGGAAUACAGGUAUGCCCAGAGAUGGUUGGAGGAACAGCAGGCCAAGGACAGAGCCCUGCUGGCAGGCCAGCAUAAGAAAGUUCAGCUCGGGAAGAUCCAGGACACUCGUACAACCCUCCUCCGGAAGAGUCGGCCGCCGGAGGAAGCCCAGUCCAUGUGGAAACUACCACGCUUCCAACACGUAAGAGGCUCAAUGCUCCCUCAGUCCCCCCACUCUCUGAGCACAGGAGCCUGCUGUGGCCAGUGGAGCUCUGAGCAGCUGAUUGGACCUGCCCUGGACACCUUUCGAGACCCUGAAGCCCGAAAGCGAGCCAUGGCUGCGCACUACUCAGACUCAGUGGCCAGAAGAGGACCACUCGGUCAGGGUACCUACACUGUGGACUGACGGACAGACACAGCCCUGUUGGUCUCUUCAUAACCUCCCAGACUGUUGCUCACAUCAGCCACACUUAGAGAGAUGUCAGCUAAUGAUGUAACUGAUAUCAGCUCAAGAGGAGUAGCCAUCAGAAUCGGCUCUUUCAGCCAAUGUUGGAUAUCAGUGCAUCAAUUACAUUAAAAAUUAUACUUUUUUACUGAAUGCAUUUUCUCAUGGUGGGUCUUUGCUGAAGUAGUAUUGUAACUGACAUAGUAUUUCAUUAAAAUCAGAAAAUAUUUUUCCCACCUUAUGUAAUUGUUUUAUCAAUCUAAUUAUUUUACAGUAUUUAGAGUAUAUGUAGCCUGCUGCUGUGUUUCAAAUUUAAGUGUACAUUUUAAAAUAAAUUAUGAAUCACACCAAUCAUUUGUUUUAAUUAUUAUGUUAUUAUUAGCAAUUACCUAAACAUUUUCUCAAUAAACUAAAU